This is a messenger RNA of Cryptococcus amylolentus CBS 6039, 1860 nucleotides long. RefSeq lists its product as hypothetical. Gene Ontology annotation, cellular component: catalytic step 2 spliceosome. Bases 1 to 1860 code for a protein of 619 amino acids. NCBI's taxonomy places the organism in Eukaryota, Fungi, Basidiomycota, Tremellomycetes, Tremellales, Cryptococcaceae. The record is from RefSeq and is a predicted model, not a curated record. Gene Ontology annotation, biological process: mRNA splicing, via spliceosome. The transcript is spliced from 8 exons. Gene Ontology annotation, molecular function: protein binding; mRNA binding.
AUGUCCGCCCUUCUCUCAGGGUACGCCUCUUCCGACGAAGAAGACAUCAGCACCACCUCGUCCGCCCCCCCUGUGGCAACAGGAGCUUCUUCGAGGACCGCGGCUCUUCCAUCCCAAUCAGCAGCCGACAUCGACGACGAAGAAGAUGACGAGGUGCUGCAAAAACAGGCUCAGAGCGAUGCUUUUGGCCUGAGCGGACAAAAGGCUGCCGAGCAUGCCAGGAGAGAGGAGAAGACGGUUGUGAAAGCUGCGCCAGAUGUGCUGAAAGAGGAUCCCAAUGGAGCUGGAAGUGUCAUCAUCACGAGACCGACGGACAAAGUCAUGAACGUCAAUCUGACAUACGAAGAUAUGUCGCGUCCUGUCGCUGGACCCGAAAACCCUUUCGAGUCCAGAAAGAACAAGGGCAUGAACACCCUGUCAGGUCAUGUUGAGGAGCAGUCCAUGGACAACUACUCAUUCUUGAUGGCUCAGCGUACUUUCGACGUCCACGGCUACGCCCUCAAUCCUUCUCUCACCCCCGGAUCGACCCCCAUAGUAGGCUCCUUGAACAACGCUCACCAAAAUGGUUACGCUUCUAUCGAGAAUAUGAAGCCCACCCGUAAUGAGCAGAGGACGACCAAGCGAAAGAGAGGAAAGAAGGGUGAUGCGGGCGUGGUAGAUGGCGAAGGAGCCUAUUUGGGACCUUGGGCGGAUUGGCAGACGGAAAAGCCGGAGGAAAUAGAGGUGGAGGACGAAAGCGAGAACGAGGAAUGGAGAGCAGAGAAGAAAAGGAGGGAGGAGGCUACCGCCAAGGCAAAGGAGAAGAUGCAGGUGGCGAUGGAAGAGAAGAGUAUCUUCCAUGGCAAGGAGCUGCACGAUUACGCUGGCAGAACGUACAUGCACAUCCCUACGGAUGUCGACGUCAAACUCAACCCCUCAGAUGGCGCUCCUCCGCCAAACGCCUACGUCCCCGAACGGUGCAUACACACCUGGACUGGUCACAACAAGGGUGUCUCCGCCAUCCGUCUAUUCCCCAAAUCCGGCCACCUGCUGCUCUCAUCCAGUAUGGACACCAAAGUCAAGCUUUGGGAUAUCUACCACGAAGGCAAUUGUCUUCGUACCUUCCUCGGACACUCUCAAGCUGUCAAAGACAUUGCUUUCAACAAUUCUGGCGACAAGUUCUUGUCGGCGAGUUACGACAAGCAAAUCAAGCUUUGGGAUACCGAAACGGGCAAGUGUAUCCAGGCGUUCUCAAAUGGAAAGAUACCGAAUGUGGUCAAGUUCCAUCCGGAUGGGGACAAACAAAAUAUCUUCAUGGCUGGUAUGCAAGACAAGAAGAUUAUUCAAUACGAUCUCCGAGAGCGUGAAAUUGUUCAGACAUACGAUCAACAUCUGGGUCCUGUCAACACAAUCACCUUUGUCGACGAAAACCGGCGAUUUGUCACCACCUCUGAUGAUAAGACGAUCCGAGGAUGGGACUACGAUAUCCCUGUUGUGAUCAAGUACAUCGCUGAGCCUUAUAUGCACUCGAUGCCCGCUGUGACUCUGCACCCGAGCCACAAAUACUUUGCUGCCCAGUCUCUGGACAACCAGAUCCUCGUCUACUCGGCCGACGGUGCUUUCCGUCAAAACCGCAAGAAGCGCUUCGCCGGUCACACGGUCGCGGGUUACGCCUGUAACAUCGGUUUCUCUCCCGAUGGCAAAUUUAUCUCGUCCGGUACGGGUGGUGGAGAGCUUGUUUGCUGGGAUUGGAAGAGCGGCAAGAUCACGAAGAGAUUGAAGGCGCACAAACAAGUCGUCAUCGACCAUGUGUGGUUGCCUAAUGAACAUUCCAAGGUUAUCACUGCAUCUUGGGACGGUCUUAUCAAGUUGUGGACCUAG